CGAACAGAGACAGAAUACAAGCAUAAAUUUAUAGAGAGAGAGAGAAACAAAAGAGAGAGAGAGGGGAAUUUGAUCGACGGCCGAAGGCCAGAAACCCUAUUUCUCUUUGUCGAUGAGGACUAGGAAUCAGUAUUUCUUAUUUAAUUAAUUUCCUGAUAUUAAUAUUCACUGAUUGUGUUGAAUGUUUUCACACAUUGGUGUUUAUACGCGAAUUUAUUGGUUUAAUUAAUUGAAUAUUUAUAGAGUGGAUUCUCUUGAUACCGUGUGGAAUUUUGUUUUUCCGGCGUUUUGAUUUUGGAAUUAUUAUGUCGGCUGAUUCUCUUAACGAUGAUAACUCGCCACGGUCGAAGGCUACAACAGAUGCCAAUUCCGGCGGCGCCGUAAAUAUUCCAGAGUCACGUAGGGGGAGUCUGACUUCUCCGUGGGCAUCCGUUGUUCGUGGAGAUUCCGAACCUAUCUCGACCCCUGCCGGCACUAUAGUUGCUGCCGAUAUUCCUCAUUCUUCAUUGUCGCCGCAGCCUAUUUCCGCCGCCAUAGAGCUGGAGUCCGCGUCUGAGAAGGUUUCAACGGGGAAUUUGGGCCCGGAGACCAAGCUCGAGAGCUCUGAUACUGACAACGACGGCAAUGCAGGCAGCCCGAAGAGACCCGCUUGGAAAAAGCCCGUAAACGGUGUGGUUGAUCCGGGGUCUAUUAUGGGCGGUGCUGUCUCCUGGCCCGCGCUCUCUGAAUCUGUUCGUCCUGUUCCGAGAUCAUCGGAAUCCUCGAAACCCUUUUCCGACGGGUCACCAUCUUCUUUUCAGAGACGAGCAAAUGGCCAGGCUAAACCAAAUGUUACUGCAAACCAUACAAUGCCGACCAGACAAAGGCCAAUGGGACAUCGAGGCAGAGGUGGUGGUAUGUCUCCUAGGAAUGGACCAUCUCAACCUGGUUUUAGUUCCCUUAUGCCCACAAUGCCACCCCCUGUUCGGCCACCAUACAUUCGAUUUGAGAUGCCUUAUGCGACUGUGGUACCAUCUGUAAUGGAUACUUCUGUUAGAGGCAUGAGGCCAAUGGGUGGAGUCCGAGGCUCUCAAUCACAUACCAGCAUUGACCAUUCUCUGCACAGGAAUAACUCAAGGAGGGAUAAUUUUGGACAACGCGGCCACAGUGAUGGGCCACAUUAUAACAAUCAUGGAGGCAGGCGUGAUCAAGAUCGUAGAGAUGGUCGUCUUCCCCAUCAAUAUAUUCGUCCUCCCACAGGGUUUUUGCCACCACCAACACCCCCUGGCAAUGCCACGCUCAUUAGGCAUCCACCCAUGACCGCUUUUGCAGACUCUGUGGGUUUUGAUAUGGCACCUCAAGCAAUCUACUAUCCAACACUGCCUCUGGGGUCCUUUACGACUAUGCCGCUUGGUCCACCUCCACCACCACCUCCACCACCUAUGCCCACCACUCUGCCCACUUUGAUUAUUCAGCAAAUAGACUACUAUUUCAGUGAUGCUAAUUUGGAAAGAGAUUAUUUUUUGAGGGGAAAAAUGGACGCGGAGGGCUGGGUGUCGAUUUCUUUAAUAGCUACCUUCCGUCGAGUGCAGAAAUUAACCGACAAUAUUCAGAUAAUCUUGGAUUCUUUGAGAGCUUCAUCAGUUGUGGAAGUUCAGGGUGACAAGAUAAGGAAGCGUCAUGAGUGGAAGAAAUGGUUACAAACUCCUAGUCAAGUUGACACUGAUUCUGGCUCAGAAGCAUCAGCUGAAAAGCUCAUGGCUACAUCGUUGCAGAAGGUCUCAUUGAAUGAUGCAUCGACCAAUGUUAAUACCAGUGUUAAGGAUUUGGCUGGCCAAUCCAUGUUGGCUGGCGGAGAGGAUACAAAAGACAUUAGUUCAAUCAACAUAUGACAAAUUAUUCUACAAAGAAAGUUUGCGUCUUAGUUAAGGGAUGGCUGGAGAAGAGUACUUAUCAGAAGUAGGAGAAAUUCAAGAAUUUCAGAGCUUACAUCGACUUUUUAUUACAAUUUAGACGAGUGGUUUGUUUUCCAACUAAUGAUGGACUAGUCGAUUGUGGAUGCCUUUAUGGAGAAAGAUUUUGCGUUGACCAAGAAAAAAAAUACAGCAAUACCUUGCGUUUUGUGUUAUACAUGCCAUGUGCUCUUGCUCAUUUUGAUAAGUUCUCCAAUUUUCAGGGUUUUUUUUUAAAUGACUUUGCUAUAUAUAUGGUGAUAGUACAUGCACAUCAGAAUGUCCAUAAUGUCGUCCACCCCUCUAGAGGAGGAUCCACUUUGAAUAAAAUAUAAUUUAUUCAAAGUGGAUUUCCCUCAAUAUGAGGGGAAUGGACGCAAACAUUAUGUACAAGUAACAUAUUCCAUAUGUAUAUAAGUAUUUUGUAUACAAGACUAUUGUAUUGGGUUUUGUUGCAUUUUAUUAAA
Olea europaea var. sylvestris is the source of this 2398-nucleotide messenger RNA. Its product is annotated as la-related protein 1C-like. The coding region runs from base 306 to 1871 and encodes 521 amino acids. Lineage: Eukaryota; Viridiplantae; Streptophyta; Magnoliopsida; Lamiales; Oleaceae. Gene Ontology annotation, molecular function: RNA binding. The transcript is spliced from 7 exons. The record is from RefSeq and is a predicted model, not a curated record.